Molecule: messenger RNA, 1566 nt
Organism: Paramisgurnus dabryanus
Lineage: Eukaryota; Metazoa; Chordata; Actinopteri; Cypriniformes; Cobitidae
Gene: tbx5a
Product: T-box transcription factor 5a
Biological process (GO): cell fate specification; pattern specification process; cardiac left ventricle formation
Cellular component (GO): nucleus; chromatin
Molecular function (GO): DNA-binding transcription factor activity, RNA polymerase II-specific; RNA polymerase II cis-regulatory region sequence-specific DNA binding
Source: RefSeq, a predicted model, not a curated record
AUGGCGGACAGCGAAGACGCCUUUCGUCUCCAAAACUCUCCCAAUGACACGGAUUCAAAAGAUCUACAAAACGAUGGAAAAUCAGAAAAACACAAUGGAGCCUCCAGCAAGUCUCCAUCAUCACAGACAACAUACAUUCAACAGGGAAUGGAGGGGAUAAAAGUUUACUUGCACGAGCGAGAGUUGUGGACAAAGUUUCAUGAAGUUGGGACAGAAAUGAUCAUAACUAAAGCAGGCAGGCGGAUGUUUCCGAGCUUCAAAGUGAAGGUCACCGGGUUGAAUCCCAAAACCAAAUACAUUCUGCUGAUGGAUGUUGUGCCCGCCGACGACCACCGCUAUAAAUUCGCCGAUAAUAAAUGGUCUGUUACAGGUAAAGCAGAGCCAGCGAUGCCGGGACGAUUGUACGUCCAUCCGGACUCUCCGGCCACCGGUGCCCACUGGAUGAGACAACUUGUGUCUUUCCAAAAGCUCAAACUGACCAACAACCAUCUCGAUCCCUUCGGACAUAUUAUUCUGAAUUCGAUGCACAAAUAUCAGCCGAGGAUUCAUAUCGUAAAGGCGGAUGAAAAUAACGGGUUUGGAUCUAAAAACACGGCUUUCUGCACGCACGUGUUCCCAGAAACUGCGUUUAUUGCAGUCACGUCUUACCAAAAUCAUAAGAUUACUCAACUGAAGAUCGAGAACAAUCCGUUUGCAAAGGGCUUCCGUGGAAGUGAUGACAUGGAGUUACAUCGCAUGUCAAGAAUGCAAAGCACCAAGGAGUAUCCAGUGGUCCCUCGCAGUACCGUCCGUCAGCGGGUCGGCAGCAGUCAGAGCCCGUUCGGUGGUGAUGUGCAGGCUCUUUCGGCGCCAGGCAGUAUGACGUCUCAGUACAGCUGUGAGAAUGGCGUUACGGGCGCAUCUCAGGACCUUCUGCCUCAGUCCAGUUCCUAUCCGCUGCCCCACGAACACGGACAAGACUACUGCGUCAAGAGAAAAGUUGAGGACGACUGUCACGCAGGAGAUCACUCAUACAAGAAAAGUUACGUGGAAAGUUCAUCCAGCGAGGAUGACCAUUAUUAUCGGUCAGUGAGCUUCCCUCAGCCUCUGGGUCUCGCCGGUGCCCCCUACAGGACCGAGUCCAGCCAGCGGCAGGCGUGCAUGUACGCCAGCGCUUCUCAGCCCUCCGAGCCGCCGCCGAGCCUGGAAGACAUCAGUUGCAACAGCUGGGCGGGAGUCUCCCCGUACGGCAGCUGCUCGGUGUCGGCCGUGCAGCAGAUGGACCGACUGCCCUAUCAGCACUUCUCUGCUCAUUUCAACUCGGGACCCCUCGUCUCCAGAUUGAGCGGCGUCGCGGGCCACGCCUCGCCGCAGCUGGGUGACACUCACGCCAUGUACCAGGGUCCCAUUCCCCAUCAGCCCCUGGGCCGUCAGUGCAGCCCGAGCGCUGGGAUUCAGUCUCCGAGCGCCGGCCUGCAGGGGAACGAGUACCUGUACGCUCACGGCAUUCCUCGCACACUGUCUCCGCACCAGUAUCACGCCGUACACAGCGUCAGCAUAAUGCCCGACUGGAACGAUGGAAGUUAA